Molecule: messenger RNA, 1910 nt
Organism: Octodon degus (degu)
Lineage: Eukaryota; Metazoa; Chordata; Mammalia; Rodentia; Octodontidae
Gene: Taf15
Product: TATA-box binding protein associated factor 15
Biological process (GO): regulation of DNA-templated transcription
Cellular component (GO): nucleus
Molecular function (GO): RNA binding; transcription coregulator activity
Source: RefSeq, a predicted model, not a curated record
GCCGCUCCGCCCUCAGAACAACUCCGGCCGCCGCGCCGCCUGGCUCUCGUAUUCCUUGUUCUUGGCGGGCUCUGGGGCCUCAGCUCCGCGGCCCUUAGUCAUGUCGGAUUCUGGAAGUUACGGUCAGUCUGGGGGUGAGCAGCAAAGUUAUCCUUCCUAUGGAAAUCAAGGCAACCAAGGCUAUGGACAAGCAUCACAGAGCUAUUCUGGCUACGGACAAACAAGUGAUUCUUCAUAUGGACAGAACUAUGGCAGUUACUCCAGUUAUGGACAAAGCCAAUCAGGUUAUUCACAGACCUACGGUGGUUAUGAGAAUCAAAAACAGAGCUCCUAUGGCCAGCAGUCAUACAAUAACCAGGGACAACACACGGAAUCAUCAGGAGGCCAAGGUGGAAGAGCACCUUCAUAUGACCAAUCAAACUAUGGUCAGCAAGAUUCCUAUGACCAGCAGUCAGGCUAUGAUCAACAUCAAGGCUCGUAUGAUGAGCAGUCAAAUUAUAAUCAGCAGCAUGAUUCCUAUAAUCAAAACCAACAGCCCUAUCACUCACAAAGGGAAAACUACAGUCACCAUACACAAGAUGACCGUCGUGAUAUGAGUAGGUAUGGAGAAGAUAAUAGAGGAUAUGGCGGGUCACAGGGAGGAGGUAGAGGGCGUGGGGGAUAUGACAAGGAUGGAAGAGGUCCUAUGACAGGAUCAAGUGGUGGUGACCGCGGUGGCUUCAAAAAUUUUGGUGGUCACAGGGAUUAUGGACCCAGACCAGAUGCUGAUUCAGAAUCUGAUAAUUCAGAUAACAACACGAUCUUUGUGCAAGGACUUGGGGAGGGUGUGUCUACAGAUCAAGUGGGAGAGUUCUUCAAACAAAUAGGAAUUAUCAAGACAAACAAGAAGACUGGAAAACCAAUGAUAAAUCUUUACACAGACAAAGACACAGGGAAGCCAAAAGGAGAGGCAACAGUGUCAUUUGAUGACCCUCCUUCAGCUAAGGCAGCCAUUGACUGGUUUGAUGGAAAAGAAUUCCAUGGCAAUAUCAUUAAAGUGUCUUUUGCCACUCGAAGACCUGAAUUCAUGAGAGGAGGUGGAAGUGGAGGUGGGCGGCGAGGCCGUGGAGGAUAUAGAGGCCGUGGAGGCUUUCAGGGGAGAGGUGGAGACCCCAAAAAUGGGGACUGGGUUUGUCCUAAUCCAUCAUGUGGAAAUAUGAAUUUUGCCCGAAGAAAUUCCUGUAAUCAGUGCAAUGAGCCUAGACCAGAGGACUCUCGUCCCUCAGGAGGAGAUUUCCGGGGGAGAGGCUACGGUGGAGAGAGGGGCUACAGAGGUCGUGGGGGCAGAGGUGGAGACCGAGGCGGUUAUGGUGGAGACAGAAGUGGUGGUGGCUAUGGUGGAGACAGAAGUGGCUACAGUGGAGACAGAAGUGGAGGGGGAGGCUAUGGUGGAGACAGAAGUGGGGGCUAUGGUGGGGACAGAGGAGGUGGCUAUGGAGGAGACCGAGGAGGUGGCUAUGGAGGAGACCGAGGUGGCUAUGGUGGAGACCGGGGUUAUGGUGGAGACCGAGGCGGCUACGGAGGAGAUCGAGGUGGCUACGGAGGAGAUCGAGGGGGUUACGGAGGAGACCGAGGGGGUUAUGGAGGAGACCGAAGUCGAGGGGGCUAUGGAGGAGACCGUGGUGGUGGCAGUGGAGGCUAUGGUGGAGACCGAAGUGGAGGCUAUGGAGGAGACCGGAGUGGUGGUGGCUAUGGAGACCGAGGUGGCUAUGGAGGCAAAAUGGGAGGAAGAAAUGACUACAGAAAUGAUCAGCGCAACCGACCGUACUGAUGACUGUUUUGAAUAUUCCUUUGUCUCUGGCAUGAUCCACAGUGAAAUUGCCAGAGUUUUGCCUGCUGCUUUCCUCGUGGCCUCUUCUCGGGUAGUGAAA